Austrofundulus limnaeus is the source of this 1545-nucleotide messenger RNA. Its product is annotated as cysteine--tRNA ligase, mitochondrial. The record is from RefSeq and is a predicted model, not a curated record. Gene Ontology annotation, cellular component: cytoplasm. Gene Ontology annotation, biological process: cysteinyl-tRNA aminoacylation. Lineage: Eukaryota; Metazoa; Chordata; Actinopteri; Cyprinodontiformes; Rivulidae. Gene Ontology annotation, molecular function: cysteine-tRNA ligase activity; ATP binding.
UGUGUGUUUUGUAUCUGGUGUGAAUCAUAAUUAUUUAAAAUAAUUCUGUGCUUUUAAAAUUGUUAUUUUAAUAAAGCACAACGGGAGUUUUGAAUUGCAACGAUUGUAAGCACAGAUUUUUAAUUUCAAUCACGAAUAUGGAAGUUUUCUGGUCAUACUUUCAUUUAAGUAGAACGYUGUAACAAUAAGACUUGUUUUAUGAUAAUUCGGCUUCAUUCACGUGCACAAAAAGUGAACAGAGAAGGAGAAAAGAAGGGAAAAGAGCAGAUUUAUGUGACGUCAUUACGUAGAACAGCGCGUGACGUCACCAGUCAGGUUGUAGCUACCAGCUUCCUGCUGUCUUGGCUCGUCCCAGUGGUGCAGGAGGACCAUGAUCCGGAGAGUGAAGCUCCUCCACAGGAUUCUGAACCGUAAACAGACCCGGUGCUUCUGCAGCCCUGCCGGGUCAGAGUCCGGSCGGACCUGGGUCCGACCCAGCGGGUUCGACACCGGUGUGAAGACCUUCAACAGCCUGACCAAACAGAAGGAGCCGCUCAUCCUGAGCAGGGAGGGAGUCGCUACCUGGUACAGCUGCGGACCCACCGUCUACGACCACGCGCACCUGGGCCACGCGUGCUCGUAUGUCCGGUUUGACAUCCUGCAGAGGAUCCUGACCAGAUGUUUUGGGAUCACUGUGAUCCACGCCAUGGUCAUCACAGACAUCGACGAUAAGAUCAUCAGGAGGAGCAGGGAGGAACAUGUGUCCCCGGCUGUCAUCGCCAGGAUGUACGAAGACGAGUUCAAGAGAGACAUGUUGUCGUUGAAGGUGAUUCCUCCUGCUGUGUACCUCAGAGUGACAGAAAAUGUGAAUCAUAUCGUWGCGUUCAUUCAGAGGAUCAUCAACAACGGCCACGCCUACAGCACAGCUGAAGGGGAUGUAUAUUUUGACGUGCAGUCUAUCGGGGACAGGUACGGGAAGUUUGUUGGAGCUGUGAGUCCUCAGGGGGAGCACACCAGCCCAGGAAAACGAGACCCGAGGGAUUUUACUUUGUGGAAGACCUCCAAACCUCAGGAGCCAUACUGGGAGUCUCCCUGGGGCCCAGGAAGACCAGGCUGGCACAUCGAAUGCUCUACUAUUGCAAGCUGUGUGUUCGGGGCUCAGCUGGACCUCCACUCUGGGGGCAUSGAUCUGGCCUUUCCUCACCAUGAGAACGAGAUCGCUCAGAGUGAAGCCCACCAUCAGUGCAGGCAGUGGGCCAACUACUUCCUGCACUCCGGUCAUUUACAUCUUAAAGGAAGUGAAGAGAAAAUGUCUAAAUCUCUAAAGAACUACAUCACCAUCAAGGCCUAGAAUACAGUGAGAGCAGACUGUCUGAGGCCCGCAGCUCUCUGGAGACCCUCUGCACCUUCAUGGAUACCGCUCAGGCCUACAUGAGGGGCCAGCUGCUGACCCAGACCAUCCAGGAGGCUGUGCUGUGGGACAGGUUGGCAGAGGUCCGGUCCAGUGUUCGGAGCUCUCUGGCAGAUGACUUCGACACACCAAGAGCCAUGGAGUCUCUGAUGGAC